Babesia ovata is the source of this 645-nucleotide messenger RNA. Its product is annotated as DNA mismatch repair protein, putative. NCBI's taxonomy places the organism in Eukaryota, Apicomplexa, Aconoidasida, Piroplasmida, Babesiidae. The coding region runs from base 1 to 645 and encodes 214 amino acids. The record is from RefSeq and is a predicted model, not a curated record. The transcript has 3 exons.
AUGGCCCCGGUGCCUUCUGGUUUUGUUCUAAUCGCCAUCUCACCGCUGGAAGACAGCCUCGAUGUUCAAAUGCUGCACGAGACCCUUGUUCCGUUUGGCGGUGCCGUUGUGGCUGAGCCGGAGGUAGAUCUCCAGCCGCAUGAAGUACUUGCUAGGAUUCCAGCAGGUAGCAAUCCCGCUGUGUUGCCCGAGUACUCGAUUCGGAGCAUUGAUGUCCCAUGCCGGAACAUCAAUGAUACCUCUACAUGUAGUUCACGAGAAGAGCCUGGUACAAGUGCUCUAGUUGAAGUUGAUGCGCAGGGUAACACGUUAGUGGUGGAAUCACCGGAUUCUGUAACUCCGACGCAUUACAAUGACAUCAAUGCGAUAUUUCCUGAGAAAGACCAGGUCGAAAGCCGUAUAUCAUCUAUCGAAAUGAAGCAUUCGUCACCAAAACCCGUCGAUGUGGAUGCGAAGAUGUCUCACGUCGAACCCGUAAACCACGAGCCCGUAGCUGAAGUCGCAACGAGUCCAACGGCUACAAUAGUCCCGUCACAGGUUGAGACAGCAAAUGUGGUUCCCAAAUGGAUUCCUGCAGUGAGUGGGUGCUUUCAGAUAUCUGAUUUGUGCAGUUGGAGCUUGAGCUGCAACGCGUCAACCGUCUAA